GAAGGAAGGAAGGAAGGAAGGAAGGAAGGAAGGAAGGAAGCAAGGAAGGCCCGCCUUGAAGUUGAAGGACUUUGCGUGAGGUGGAUUUGGUACCGGAUUCUUUCCCCUGAAGAAAGUCGUGUGUUAUCGGGACAGCGAGCGCCUCUAGCCUCGUGGAAAAUUGUGAGAGAAAGAGGGAGAUAAACCAGGGAAAACAACAUCGUCUUUUACAGCAAGAUGGCGGCUCGCAGCCUUCUCAUAUCUUCCCUGGUACUAGUGUCUGUGUUGAGCGUGGCGAGGUCUCAGUACUAUGGCAGCCAGGGCAGUCCCAGCACUUACUCCUCCCAGACCUACCAGCGUUACUACCAGCAGCAACAGCGCUACGCCGCCUAUCAGAAGAGGCUGGCCGCCUACAACGCGCAGAGAGCCGCAGCCGCCUCCAGGCAGCGAACCCCAGCCGCUCAGACUCAGACUCAAACGCAGUAUAGCCGCUACCCGCAACAGCGGCCGUCCGGGUCCCAACAGCAAGCAGCGUACCCGAAGUAUAACACAGCGGCUGCUACUCCUGCCGCGGCCUCGUCGUACAGCAGACAGGCUCCGACUGCCGCAGCAGCCAGCGGACAACAACAGCAAUACAGCCGCUAUGCCACGCAGCAACAGCAGAAAGCCUACCCACAACAGCAACAGCAGAAGAGCUACAGCCCGCAGCAGUACCAACAGUACUACCAACAACAGCAACGACAGCAGCAGUACCCGUCCACUCAGCAGAAAGCUGCGUCGUCCACCUAUCCUCAGAGGUCUACCAACUACUACCAGAACAGCGGCGGCUACCAGCCGUCUACCAGCUACCAGUACCCCAGCAGCAGCAGCAACAGUAGGUACUCCAGUGGUCAGCAGACCAACAGCAGGUACCAGCAGAACUACAACUACCCACAGACCAACGGCUACGGUGGGAGCAAGACCUACUCGCAGACAGCUGGCUCCAGAGGUGCAGCGGGCUCCAGGUAUCCCCAGGCGAAUUUCGCCCAACCUCCCCCGGCGACCACUACUCCAGAUCCUAACGUGCAGAGCUCCGCAGCACCAAUGCAGCCGCAACCGCAAACAAAACCACAACAACAACAACAACAACCACAACAGCAACAGCAACAACAACUAUUACAAAAACAAGAGCAAUUGCAAGCUUCUCAAUUACUAGCUUCUCUGCAACAAAAAAUCCGACAGAACAUGCAGUCAGUCGUUAAACCUACCCCAACGCCUCCUGCUUCCACACAAAAUACUCAACAACAACAACAGCAACAACAACAACAACAACAACAAAACACUAAUCCUACCAAAGCCUCACAACUACAAGCCACCCUCUCUCCAUCUCCUAGUCCGACUCCCGCUCCCCCCUCCGCUUCUCCCUCUCCCUCUCCUUCCUCUACCUCCUCUCCCUCCUCUCCCUCCUCUUCCUCCCCCUCCUCCUCCUCCAUUCUUCCCUCGCAACCUGCAACACGACCUGGUGCUAGUGGAGUAGACAUAGACUUGGGACACUGGGGGAAGAUCGCUUCCUCCUCCUCCUCUUCAUCAUCCUCGUCGUCACCCUCCUCUGGGAGUCCAGGCUCAGCCACAGGUCAGUUAACUCAAAGCAACCCCUUCUCAUUUCACAGUGUUACAGAGCCGUUUAAAGACUAUGCCAGCCUCAUCCUCCUCUUCCUCCUCCUCCACCACCUCUCGAAAGACACCAACAUCCCCAACAUCUCAACCAGCCACGGCGGUAUCGUCUGCUGCCGCUGUGAAAAACGGGUCAAACUUAGAAACUCUAAGGGCUCGUCAACGAGCAAUACAAGCCGCCAUAUUAGCCAGGAACAACGCCUUAAGGAGAGCAAGAAUGCAAAUGGUCAGGUUGCCAGCUGGGACGGCAAACGUACAGACGCCUGUGAUUGGUCGGAAUCCUGGAAGUGCUAUUGGGAUAGGGACUCGAACUUUUCCUCCUGGUGUUGCUACUAACAGGGCGAUGAUGGCGAGCAUGAGAGCGGCUAGACUUCAAGCAGCUUCCGGUCAGAUGGUAGGGAAUUUGGGGGUAUCACGCGGGGGAUACAAUAUCCCCACAACACCCAAUAGAAUGUUAGGAACUUUCACAGGAAUGAGAAUGCCGAAUACUGCAUCUAAUUUUACGGGAUCCACUCAAACCUCUGUAGCUCAAAGUAGUAUUAGAACUCCAAAUUCCCAAACAAGGUUAGUCUCCCCAAGCAGAACCUCUGACCUUGGUAACUCGUCCUUGAGCGCUUUUCUAGGUUUGUCUCCGACACAGCUGUCGUCUCGCGUAGGCAGUAGUGUACCCACAUCAAGUCCCAAUAGAGGUUCAGAAACGUUAGGUUCCAUUCCUGUGACAGGGACUCUUUCAGCUAGCAGUAUAAGCCCGACUGCAGUACAACAGCCUACGGGUGGCUCAACUAACGCUAGAAACCAGAUUACCUUUAGUUCUGUAAACCCAACUGGUGCUACCAGCCAAAACGCUGUAAACCCGGUGGAAACACUUUCACCAAAACCCAAUAUGGCAUCAUCUUCCGCUGCUGCUUCUGCUGCUAAAUCUCAGAGAGUAAGACAGUUGUUAGCCAGGUUAGGUCAACUGACGAGGAAAGUGCAGUCUCUCCCCGUGCGAUCUAAUGCCGCCCCAAACCCCACUUCUACUUCCCACAGCGGCUCUACACAGCAAAGUCAAAGCGGUGGUUUUCAUUCGUAUUCCUUUUUGCAAGGACAAAGUAGUGCUGCUUCGAAUUCGAGUAGUUCUUCUCAAAGACAAAGUAACCCAUCAACCUCUUAUAAUAGCGUUCCUCGAGAUUCCAGCUGGCUUCAGAC
Messenger RNA from Aplysia californica (California sea hare), 2820 nucleotides. Its product is annotated as myb-like protein AA. Bases 217 to 1968 code for a protein of 583 amino acids. Lineage: Eukaryota; Metazoa; Mollusca; Gastropoda; Aplysiida; Aplysiidae. The transcript is spliced from 3 exons. The record is from RefSeq and is a predicted model, not a curated record.